CCAUUAAAAACUUCUCAGCCCAAGCCGCCAGUAUCAGAAGUUAGAACCGAGGGGACUUGGUUCCGGAAGAGGAAACAGAGAGUUCGGAUUCCAGAAACAUUAGGUAAUCCAGGAGAUUUUUUUGGGUUCGUGAAGGAGGAGCUUCAAAGUCUGCUCACCCUUCGGUUUGCUGUGCUUUUCUCCUUAGGUAUAACUUGAACUUGGAAUAGACAUGCUUGUUGAUUAAUCAUGUGGUGAGGAUUCGGUAUUGAGCUAUCUGUUUGGGAUACUUUUGAUCAAGUCAGGAGGACUGGAAUUUGUGAGUAAUGUGUUUGGGUCCUUUUAUUCCAGUAUCAUCCGAUCUUCUUUGGUCAUUUUAACCAAAAGCAGGUUCUCUCUGUCUCGAAAGCCUGUAAGUGGAUUAGAAACUGAGCUGCAUAGCUAAGCACUGCAUUGGGAGAUUAGGAAAAAAAAAAUGGCAUUGAGGCGACUUUUGGGGUUUUCUGAUGGUGAACUGAUGAGGUCGGAUGCAAAACCUUGCUCCAGAUUGAUGAGGCAGACAGCUGCAAUAUUCACCGUAGGUGGAGCAUUAGGAUUUUGGGUGCUCUGUAGACUACACUAUGGUCCUAGAAUUACAGUUCCCAGAAGUCUUAGGUGGGCAGGUUGUGGAGCCAUUUCUGUAAGCUCAACAACUGCUUUGCUGGUUCGCCUGUUCAGCCCUGAAUGUGAGCCCCAGAACAUAGCUGCUUAUGACAAAGGAAAAUAACUCUUACUCUCCGAUUCAUAAGAAUGUGGAUUGCCGAUAAGUAUGCGAUACUACUUUGUUUAGCAGUUUUCGGAAAAGAAAGAGACAAUUUUGAUUUCAAGUCAUUUAUGCCAUGACAGACUUGUUGCA
Messenger RNA from Carica papaya (papaya), 874 nucleotides. Its product is annotated as 40S ribosomal protein. The record is from RefSeq and is a predicted model, not a curated record. Lineage: Eukaryota; Viridiplantae; Streptophyta; Magnoliopsida; Brassicales; Caricaceae.